UCAAGAUGGGUCAUGUUCAGCCUUUUUCAGCGUUCCACGGAAGCUUGGUGUCAUAGCGCUCCUUGGCUGGCAUCAUGGCGGUUUGGGUCUCCUCAGGGGCUUGGCUCCUCCUUCUUCUGCUGGCUGGUGCUGCCUACAGCCACCCGUUGAUGCACGGUCCCAAGUCCUUCCCUGGUAGUCAAGCGUCAAAGCCGGCGUUCACACCUGAGCUGUCCGUUUCUGGAGCAAAGCCCAGAUCUUCAUACGAAGGACCUCAUCAGCCAGCACGCGUAGUUCUUCCACCUUCUGGGAAUCUGCAACUUCCAGGCUCUUUUCCACCUGGUGGUCUCGCACCCCACGGUUCACUUGACCUGCCAGGCUCUUCUGUCAUGAAUGCACCUGUACUUCCUGGUUAUGUGCAUGAUGGUCAUGUGGUCCAAAGUGAUCAAUUUCCUGGACCCCUGCUUCCACCAUUCCACCCCCAAUAUCAGCCCGGAGAGCUCUUCCGCACGGAGAAGACCUUAGAGCAGGGUCACAAUGAGAGGGAGACCAAAAGUAAAGGUCCACCUCAACUGCUUCCUCUUCCUUUGGACACGGCAGCUCCAAGUGGACCGAAGUUCUCUAUGCCUCCUCCCCCACCUUUCCCAUACGGUUUUCUUCCCUAUCCUUUUGACCGCAACUUCCUGACGGGCCAGUACCCCCCAGGUACGCUGUCCCACUUCAGCACCAGCUUUGAGCGGGGCAGGAACUACAACCACGACAUCCACUAUGAAACAUCUGAAGAGGAUGACGACGAUGACGAGCCGAUCAAGCACUACUUGGACUACGCCCCUCAGAACCUGGUGCAGCCUGGAGCGUUCCGGCGCUGGCAGCUUUCAAACUUUAGACGAGAUCCGAGCUCCCAGGGCGACUACAAUCCUUACAAGCACAAAGGGCAAGGAACCCAGGUUUAUGACGUUCCUCAGCACUCCAGACUGACUCGGGUUAGACACUAAGUGGACUGUUUGUGAAAUAAAACAUGUAAACUCA
Molecule: messenger RNA, 1008 nt
Organism: Doryrhamphus excisus (bluestripe pipefish)
Lineage: Eukaryota; Metazoa; Chordata; Actinopteri; Syngnathiformes; Syngnathidae
Source: RefSeq, a predicted model, not a curated record